AUGGGCAGUUCACAAAUUGGACACAGAGUGGCAGUAUUAUUGUUUACAGACUUAGAUGCGCCAACAUUAGAGCUCAAUAAACUACACCUCAGACUGAUUCACAGCAUGUUGAAAACAAACCCCUGCAAAGCUGCAGUGAUGCUAGCAUUGGAACUGCUGACCUGCUUGUUCAUCCCAGCCAUGGCUCAAACAGAAACGCUGAAUGUGUGUGUCUGUGUGUGUCUGCAUUUAAAUUUUUGUACACUGCAAUUCCUUCCUGAAGCUGGGGAACUCUACAUGGUUGAUUGAACAGAUAACCAUAUGGGGCAUGACUGUCUGCCAAAUGCGGUCUACGUGGCACACACACACACACACACACACACACACACACACACACACACAGAUCUGAUAUUGUGAGCUGUCAGACAGAAUCUACAUCUAUGAAGAAAUUACUGACCUUUCAGCCUAAUUACACUGUUAAAUACAAGAGUCAAUAAAAUAACCGACAUACGAGCAGGAUUUAAAACCUUUUGAUGUUUUCCAAAAGUGCGGUUUCUAAUAUUCACUGUUUAAAACCCUUUUAUUAACACAGAAAUUGCAUCUGUGUCACUUUUCCAGCCAAGCUCACCUCUAACUGCCAGGUAGGUAAUGGCAAGCGGCCAAGGAAAAUCCUGACUUUACCUGCUCUAAAAUUAAUUCAUCUCUCAGGAAUAAAUUAGCAGUGUGGAAAGAUUUUGGAUUUCAAAGACAAGGUAGAUCAGUAUAAAUUUUGCAUGCACAAACAAUGCUGUUAUGAAAUACAAUAGACCACAACAAACCUGACCUGGAAAAGAAAUAAAAACAUGCCAUGGCCCUCAUUGCGCUGCCUUACUGUUAGGACUUCAAAUUUAGAGAUGUUGAAGAUUCUAGUUAAAGACAGAGGCUCUAACAUUUUUCCUUUUAAUUAAAAAAAAAAAAAAACAUAAUUUUUUUGAUCAAAUGAAUGAAAGUUAAUUCAUUUCGAAUAUGUUCAAAGAAAAAAUUAAGAGAAAAAAUACAGAAUGAUAGUAAUGGAAAGGAAAAAUAAGGAAUAUACAACAUAUUCAAAAAGGAGUGGGAGGAAGUAAAACUUACCAAGUCACGCCCCUUCUCCAUCAGCUAUUCUGCAAAAGUGCUUCCAUUUAUAUAUACAUUUUUUUUUUACAAAUGAAAACAUUCUAUACACCAUAAUUCAGUGGGGUUUAAAAAAAAUAAAUAAAUAACAAAAGCCAAAAUAAUUCAUAAUUUGGUGCAAUACCUUCUGUUUCAUCCCUAUAUCUACGGAAUAUUAUUUUUUUUUGUUUGCAUAAGUUUAGUCAUUACAUUGUCAAAUCACAUUGUAUCUUUUUUAAGGGGAUUUGAUAAAUUUCUACACAACUGAUUUAAAAUAUCUGAUUAGAUUCUCAAAAGUCUAUCACCUGCCAAAAAUGUAACUUGAUCAAAGACCAAACAAGACUCAUAUGGCUAUUUGAUUAAUCUAGUAAAAUGUGUAUCUUGGCUAUUGUGAUGUAUGCCCUUAAUUUGUGCCCAAAGCUUAAGUAUUUUGUAUCAGUUGUAAAGUAUAAUGUAAAGGGUAUCAUUUGUACAGUGAAUGGGUGGUUCUGUGAAGUAGAAAUCUAACAGGUUGAUCAAGAACUCAGCACAAGCCAAAAGGUCUUGGCAUGACUCCCAAGACCAGGCAGAAACAGAAACUCAGGUUUUUUUUGCCACAUUGUUGAGAGGCAAGGGUCAAGUGUGCCAUUUUUCUUUACACGGAUUACUGUUGUUGGGGGGGGGUUGACCCACAUAAUUAAAUUUUCAACCUAGCCAAGUAAUAACAGCAACUGAACAUUGCAAUUCUCAUGAAUUAAAGAUACACAGCAUGAAAAAUAUCCCAGUGGAUCAUUAAUCUGUGUUCUUGGUGUAGUAGGGAAAGACAUGAUUUGAUUGCCCUCAUUAAAAGGUGUGGCAAAGCAAAAAAAAAAGCUUUGUAUCUGAACACUGUGAUGUACUAAACAGAGGUGCGCUAAGUCUUACAUGUAGAUUGGGCUGUCACCAUGCCCAGCAGUCAGACAAAAUCCUUAUGUGAGCCUCUCUAGAAGUCAAGGUGACCUGCAGCUGCUGCUGGUGAGAAAAAUUGGAAUUGAGGAUUAGGUCGCCACACAAAGAUGUCUGUCUUUUUUGUUGUGCCUGCUAUAAGUUAUGAACGCCACAGCUGAGUUACAUACAGCCAAUUUGCGAUUAUUCCCCAGCUGAUGUUAAACCUGUACUUUUUUUAUUCACUUUUUGAUUCACAUUGGUAGCUCAAGUCACAUGAUGUCACAUUUGUUUAGUAGGAAUCCAGGUUAAAUUUCUUCCUCCAUCCUUUGUCUCCAUCAGCUCCGCCUGCUUUGCAGAGCCCCUACCUCGCUAAAUUUACUGUACCACCCACCCUGACAUCACUCUCUCAUUUUCCAUCUACUACUUCAAAUCACUUUCUCUCCCUCCCCUCCCUUUUUGGUUAGCCUCAUUCAGAACAAGGCUUUUGUGAUUGGCCAGUAUUUAUAUCAACUAGGUCCCAGUGCCACCUGGGACAAUGGUCUCCAGUCAGAUCCAGGUCACAGCAAGCAGAACCGCUCUUUGGCUCUGCAUGUCUCAGUCCAGUCCAGUCCACUCCGGUCCAGUCCAUCUGCCACACAAGCCAGCUUCACAGACAGACAGAGAGCUACUGCACCGACUCACCCACUGGCAUCACACACACACAGGUAGGGAGGCACACACAUACGCCAGCAGGUGCUGCAUCACUGCUCUAGUCUGCCUCACACAUACAGGUAGAUAAUGGAAGAUGUAUCUGACUGCACUAACCUGCAUCAUGCACGCAGGUGAAGAAUAUCCUCACGAAGCUUACCUCUGAGCCCAGGAGAGCCAAUACAGGGACAACAGUUUUCACAGAGGAUGACAACACUGGCAGUGAUGCUGAAAGACAGGUAAAGGUAAGUGAAUGGAGCUGCAACCUGCUUGUUGAUAGGCUUAUAGUGUGGAUUGUACUAAUGUAUGAUACAAAAUGAAGGAGACAACCAAUAUUUCCUGAGAUGGAUUAUAUUACUAACAGUCGAUGAGCAUCUUCAUUUUAUUGCACAUGUCAAUAUCAAACAAACUUCUACAGGCUUAAGUCAGCACUCUGUCUGAUGCCAAGAUUUCCUACUGUGACUGUAAACUAAUAAGACAAAAGAGCGUAGAUGUAAUAAGUGGCCUUCCAAAUAAAGGCUACCUUGACCCAAAGUUGGUACUCACUCCCGUCAGUGUUUUCACAGUUAGUAGAGUAGUUUACACAGGAUUACAUGAGGAUAAUCCAUUUACGGUAUUAGGAGACAUGAGUCGCCAUCUGUCUGUAUUUAUCACCGUGUGGAAGCCGCCAGGAGAACAAGACUGAAAACAAACAAGACAGAGAGGCUAAUAUUGUACUAAUAGUUUGGAAAAAUAUGACUUAAGUGAGAUUUGAGCAGAGCUUGGCCUGUUUGACCCUCACUAGUUUGUUAUUUACGGUAACCCAACGGUUGUCACGACCUUUAAACUGCGCGCGCACUACAGUCAGGUUGGUGAGAUUUGCUGCCUUUAUAUAUAAUCGUAAAUUUCAGUAUCAGUUAACACGCAUGUAGAGAUGCUUUUUCAGUGUAAAGCUAACGACAAAACUAUUAGUCAAGUAAAAUCAAGAAAUACAUGAGCAACUCCAUUUUACCGAACGGUUACAGUGACGAGAAGACAAUACACGCCAUGAAUAGUAGUUAUGCGUGACUAUUUAACUUAUUGGUUGCAAGUUGCAACUAAAAUGGUGGUGACAAAAAAUUUUUAGACACUGCUUUUUUCUUGUUAAUAAUUCCAGGGCAUAAGAUAGUCUGAGAAGUAGACAGUGGAGUAUGUACGUUUCUCCUGAUAGCCUGUUAACCACGCCAAACUGUGCACUCCUCAAAAUUUCCGACAGUACCUGAAGGCAGCGGUCGCCCAGAGGACUUCAUUGCUGCUGCUGCUGCUAACAGGUGAAUUGGAGCAAGCAGUGAAAGAGAAAAUCUGCUGCUCACGCUUGGAGUUUUUCACGAAGCAGGCAAACAUUUCCGACCUCAAAGUGAGUACUUCGCCUGAAAAUGUGCUUUUUUAAAUUUAACCUUGGAAGCAGUGAGUCACCAGUAAGUUAAGCUUGUGUGCAGUUUGUCUGGGCAGUAAUUAAGUUAGCGUUAAUGACCUGCUGGGUCGUGUGAGUUCGCUUUAAUGAAUGUCUGAUGUGCUCUGCCUUCUCUCAAACCACUCUUCCAGGAGGAGCGUGCAGCAGUAAUGGUGAAUUAA
Molecule: messenger RNA, 4296 nt
Organism: Xyrichtys novacula (pearly razorfish)
Lineage: Eukaryota; Metazoa; Chordata; Actinopteri; Labriformes; Labridae
Source: the annotation of a GenBank genome assembly